GAAUAUUUUUGAUAUGAUGAGAGGAUUUUUUUUCGUCGCCGCUAGUUUAAUUGACUUGUAUGUAAUUACUCUGCCUGCAGAUGAUUUACAUGAUCUUAGUACGAAAAUAUCUUCAGGAAUUUAUGAGUCGAAUUGGAUUGGAAGUUCGUUGUCAGUACAAAAGUCAUUAAUUAUAAUGAUGUGUCGCGCACAAAAGCCACUUGUCAUUAAUGUCGAAGGUAUUUUGCCUGCACUUACUUGCCAGUUUUAUGCAGCCUCUGUAUCAUUUAUUGUGUCUUUUUUUAUGACACUCCGGGCAUUGGUAGUCGACAAAUAAAAAAAAAAUAAAGGUUUAAUUAAAACUCAGGUAA
This is a messenger RNA of Microplitis mediator, 350 nucleotides long. RefSeq names its product odorant receptor 30a-like. Gene Ontology annotation, molecular function: olfactory receptor activity; odorant binding. The coding region runs from base 14 to 316 and encodes 100 amino acids. The record is from RefSeq and is a predicted model, not a curated record. Gene Ontology annotation, cellular component: plasma membrane. The transcript is spliced from 3 exons. NCBI's taxonomy places the organism in Eukaryota, Metazoa, Arthropoda, Insecta, Hymenoptera, Braconidae. Gene Ontology annotation, biological process: sensory perception of smell; detection of chemical stimulus involved in sensory perception of smell.